Messenger RNA from Prosopis cineraria, 1971 nucleotides. RefSeq names its product palmitoyl-acyl carrier protein thioesterase, chloroplastic-like. Gene Ontology annotation, molecular function: acyl carrier activity; fatty acyl-[ACP] hydrolase activity. The record is from RefSeq and is a predicted model, not a curated record. The transcript is spliced from 7 exons. NCBI's taxonomy places the organism in Eukaryota, Viridiplantae, Streptophyta, Magnoliopsida, Fabales, Fabaceae. Gene Ontology annotation, biological process: fatty acid biosynthetic process. Bases 432 to 1673 code for a protein of 413 amino acids.
GCUGGCCCUAGCAAUAAUCCCUCUCCCUGUCCUCUGAUUCUGCCAUUUGGCUUUUUAGAAAGUUGAGCAGAAUAAAUAUUUUCUAUAAUUUUAUUUUUUUAGGAAAAAGGAAAGCGUUUUUGGGUUUCAACCCCACGGAGAUCGCACGCAGACCUUGCAAACAACAGGAGAGACGAGAGGGAUUUGCAGAUCCGAAAUGACGCAUUAGCCCCCCUUUUCCCCCUUUUCGGCUUUCGUUAUUUCUGGUCCUCCUUCUCCAACUUUGCUGUCGUUUUACCCUCUAGACGCUCUAACGGCUGUGGUGCUCUGCUCUGUCUCUGCUUGGGUCAAGUAGGGACCUCGGGCUCCGAAAUCUUUCGUCUGAUCCGGCUUCGAACCUCAGCCUUAGUGCCUUGCUUGGUUGCCUGGGAAUUCAAGCUUUAGAAUUCAUUAUGGUGGCAACUGCUGCUACAUCUUCGUUUUUCCCUGUUACUUCACCCUCACCAGACUCUGGUGCAAACACUACCAAACUUGGUAGUGGGUUCAGAGGACUUAAAUCCAAAUCUGCAACUUCUGGUGGCUUGCAAGUUAAGGCGAAUGCUCAAGCCCCACCAAAGAUUAAUGGAGUUACUACAUCUUUGGAAACCGUGAAACAUGAGAAUGAUUCUCCAUCAUCUUCCCCAAGGACUUUUAUCAAUCAGUUGCCUGAUUGGAGCAUGCUUCUAGCUGCAAUCACAACAAUUUUCUUGGCAGCUGAGAAGCAGUGGAUGAUGCUUGAUUGGAAGCCCAAGCGACCUGACAUGCUUAUGGAUCCAUUUGGUAUAGGAAAAAUUGUUCAGGAUGGUCUUGUGUUUCGGGAGAACUUUUCUAUUAGGUCCUAUGAAAUAGGUGCUGAUCGAACAGCAUCUAUUGAGACGUUAAUGAACCAUUUGCAGGAAACUGCCCUUAAUCAUGUUAAGAGAUCUGGGCUUCUUGGUGAUGGUUUUGGUUCUACACCAGAGAUGUGUAAAAAAAACUUGAUAUGGGUGGUUACUCGGAUGCAGGUUGUGGUUGAUCGUUAUCCUAUGUGGGGUGAUGUUGUUCAAGUAGACACUUGGGUUUCUGCAUCUGGAAAGAAUGGCAUGCGUCGUGAUUGGGUUGUGUAUGACUGCAAAACUGGUGAAACCUUGACGAGAGCCUCUAGUGUCUGGGUCAUGAUGAAUAAGCUAACAAGGAGGCUAUCUAAAAUACCAGAAGAAGUCAGAGGAGAGAUAGGGCCCUAUUUUGUGAACUCUGAUCCUGUAGUUGAAGAGGAUAACAGAAAACUACCUAAGCUUGAUGACAAUACAGCAGACUAUAAGCGUACUGGCUUGAGCCCGCGGUGGAGUGAUUUGGAUGUCAACCAGCAUGUUAACAAUGUGAAGUACAUUGGCUGGAUCCUGGAGAGUGCUCCACAGUCAAUUCUGGAGAGCCACGAGCUUUGCUCCAUGACUCUGGAGUACCGGAGGGAAUGUGGCAGGGACAGUGUGCUGCAGUCACUGACGGCUGUCUCUAGCGCCGAUGUUGGUAAUUUAGCUCAAAGUGGAGGUGUAGAGUGCAAGCAUUUGCUUAGGCUUGAAGACGGUGCUGAGAUUGUGAGAGGCAGGACAGAGUGGAGGCCAAAAUACCCCAAGAACUUGGGUGCCAACAAUCAGAUUCCGGCAGAAAGCACCUAGAUUAGCUGGAAAAGCAUUGGUCUCUUCGGUCCUCGCUCGACGGGAGAGUCUUGCUAGUGUUUGUCUGAUUUUCUUGCCUUUAUAUAUACAUAUAUACAUACACUCUGAUUUGUUUUGCCUUGGGGGUUGAUGGGGAGAAAGAAGUCUCAUUUUCAUUGUAAGUAGUAGCUCCUGGCUAUCCCCAUCCUUCUCUCUCUCUCUCUCUCUGUGCGGUGGUUCUAUAUUCCUUUUUGAUUAAUGGUUACGCAACAUGUCACAUACUGUUAGGCUGUCUUCAAUAUUUAAUGCUUCACCAAGA